AUGAUAUCAAAGUUUGGGUUACCUUGGCACUUUGUUUGUCAUUAUCUACCUAAAGAUGAUGAUUUCGAACAUGAUCAAAUAGAAUUAGAAAGAAGAAGUAGAGUGAUUAGUCAAUACUGCAGUCAUCGUAAUGCAACAUUGGAUACACUUGAACGUCUAGUAGAAUGGUGUCAAGGGGUUGACUUUAAUUGGUAUAUCUUGGAAAGACAAUAUAAUAUAAGCAAUCAAGAGAUAUUAGAGUAUCUCAUCAAGAGAUGUCCUUCUACAGAGAAUCGCUUUCUUAAUAGUUCAAUGAAGGUGGCUUGCAAAUAUGGUUAUCAAUCGACUGUUAAGUUGAUAUGCUCUAUCAAAGGUGUACAGCUAGACAAGAAAGCAAUGAACGCUGCUUGUACAAGAAUGGAUUCAUUAUCAGAGGGAUGUACUACAUAUGCAUUGGAUAUGGCAGCAAAACAUGGUAAUUUGGAUAUUGUAAAGUUUCUUCAUUUUAAUAGAACUGAAGGAUGUUCAAAGAAUGCAAUGCAUGGUGCCGCAAAAAAUGGUCAUUUAAAGAUGAUUCAGUUCUUACAUGAACAUCGUCAAGAAGAGCAUCGUAGUGAAGGUGCAACUACUGAUGCUAUGGAUUGGGCAGCUAAAAAUGGACACAUUGAUGUUGUAAAGUACCUUUCCGAGCAUCGUAGUGAAGGUGCAACAAAAAGGCAAUGGAUAAGGCCGCCGAAAAUUGACAUUGUCAAGAUAGAAUGUCGAAUAGAUACUUUAAAAGCGGCAAUCUUUGGAGGUAAAUUGGAUAGUUUCUAUUUCAUUUACGACCAAGUGUCCAUGGUACCAUCGAGAGUAUGGCCCGAAAUUGAUCAACAUCAUAGUGAAGGUGCAACAACCAGUGCUAUUGAUCAGGCAUCUGGAAAUGGCCACAUUGAAAUUGUUAAAUACCUUUCAGAGCAUCGUAGUGAAGGUGCAACUACCAAGGCUAUGGAUGAAGCAUCGGUGGUGGUCACUUGGAUGUAG
This is a messenger RNA of Cavenderia fasciculata, 1002 nucleotides long. RefSeq lists its product as uncharacterized. Bases 1 to 1002 code for a protein of 333 amino acids. The transcript has 7 exons. Gene Ontology annotation, molecular function: protein binding. Lineage: Eukaryota; Evosea; Eumycetozoa; Acytosteliales; Cavenderiaceae. The record is from RefSeq and is a predicted model, not a curated record.